UAAGAAUUCAAUUAGGUUUUGGAAUGUUGUAUCAAAAUCCGUAAAUGGCCAAAAACUAUUCAUUCAAGGAAACGUUAUUAAUAAGAAAUUCAGUUAAAAGCUUAUCUUAAAUUUUAACUAUUAGCACAGUAGACUUAUAUAUUUUCUUUUGAUGAUUAUCGCGAUUAGGAAUGUGUUGUUUUCUAAUACAAUUUUUUUUGUUAAAUAACUAACCAAACAUUUUCCAAUGCUAAUAAAAAAAGUUGAUUAUUUGAAGAAUGGCAUCGGUUUACAAACGGUCAUGGAAGUUGCAGGAAUUUGUGGCCCACAAUGCCAAUGUGAACUGCCUGGCAUUGGGACACAAAUCUGGUCGUGUUAUGGUAACAGGUGGAGAUGAUAAUAAAGUAAACCUAUGGGCAAUAGGAAAGCAGAGCUGUUUUAUGAGUUUGAGUGGUCAUACAACCCCUGUGGAAUGUGUUCAGUUUAAUUAUGUUGAAGAGUUAGUUUGUGCUGGUUCCAGGUCUGGGGCCUUAAAGGUGUGGGAUUUAGAAGCUGCGAAAUUAGUACGUACAUUAACUGGUCAUAAAGACAGUAUACAGUGUGUUGAUUUCCAUCCCUAUGGUGAUUUUUUGACUUCUGGAAGUGCUGACUGUUCUAUCAAGUUGUGGGACAGCCGCAAGAAAGGAUGCAUUGGGUCUUUUCCUAGCCACAAAGCCAAAGUAAACAGUGUUAAAUUUAGUCCUGAUGGUCAAUGGAUAGCAUCAGGAGGAGAUGACAGUAGUAUUAAAAUUUGGGACUUGCGUGUAGGCAAAGUUUUAAAAGACUUUACAGAUCAUGCAAAUUCUGUGCUCAGUGUAGAAUUUCAUCCUCAUGAGUUCUUGCUAGCCAGUGGCAGUUCAGACAGAUCUGUACAUUUCUAUGAUCUCGAAAAUUUCAACUUGGUCUCCUCAGAGAAGGACCUGGGCUCAGUUAGAUGUCUUUGGUUUAAUCCAGAUGGGGAUUGUCUCUUUGCAGGAGUAAGGGACUAUUUAAAAGUUGUUGGAUGGGAACCUGAACGCUUAUUUGACUCUGUCCCAGUCAAUUGGGGAAGAAUUUUUGACAUAUCUACAGCACAACAUCAGUUGGUGGGUGCAUCAUUUCAUUUAACAAACGUUAUGGUUUAUGUAGUGGAUUUAAAAAGAGUUGAGCCUAUUAGAGCACCUGGGCUGGACAGUUCAAAUCCAUUUUCCCAUAACAACAGUUUAAGAAAGAGUUUUUCUAAAGCUGAACGUCCCGUUUCGUUACGCUCAAAAAAUGCCAUAGACGUGAAAACUAUUGAAGAAAAUACCUCAGGGACUGACCCUGAAGAAGAGUCCACAUUAGACAUCACCAAUUUUAAAGAUUACAACGAAAUUUUUAAAGCCAGACAGUCAUUGAGACGAACUCCACCACCUAUUGAACCUUUUAAAGAACCAGAAGAAGAACAUUAUGCAGAUCCAACUGAGCCUCAAGUAUUGGGGGAAGUUAUUUCAGAUAAAAUUGAAGCAUUGUCUUUGGACACGAUACAUAAUAGCACACCGGCCUCGCACGUGUCGUCCACUUCGUAUUCGCGUUCCAAGUCCAAUUUGGACUACAUUUUCCGUAAGAAGCAGCAGGCAACGAAGCCCACUGAAUCCGAGCCUCCUGUCGUCGUUGUUCCAAGUCAGACCAAGCCUAAACCAUUAGUGCCAGUACCUCCUCCAAAGUUCGCCUUGAAUCGUCAAAACAGCUGCAAAGACGUGCCCGAAAAACUGCCCAAAAAUGACAUUAAACACAGUGUUUCAGAAGCGAAUCUCCAAACCAAAAAUUUGUUAGUUUCGUCUUCAAGAAAUGCCUCCCGGAAGAAUUCCUUUUCCAAACCGAUUCGUAACUUUACCAGUACUCCUAAUAUUCCAGUGUCGAAGAUUCCUGGAUCCGCAAAAAUCACUGAAAGGGCCGCGGUCGUCAAGCCAGUUCCUAAUGUAACCGUAGGUGCCCCUGUUGAUAUUUUCGUGACUCCCGUAAGUCGAAAAAUAUCAAAGGAUAGACAGGAAAGUGAUUACGUACCAGCAACUGUUGAUCGGCCUGUGGGACUCGAUCUUGACGAUUUCUUACCUAAAAAUCAUCAGCCCUAUGGUAAAGAAGCGCAACUUCCUGAUAUGUCAGAAGCAGAAGUGCUGGGUAUAGUUAUGAGAGGUCACGAACCCAUGAUGGCUGUGUUAACUACGAGACAGAAGAACUUAAAGGUUGUUCUUGCCCAACUGAAAAGUAAAGACUUGAAAGCCGCCAUGGAAAUGGCAAUCCAGCUGGAUGAUUUGGCGAUCAUUGUAGAUUUAUUAGGAAUUUUUAAUAACAAAUAUUCGAUGUGGAAUUUGGAUUUAUGCGUUCUUUUAUUACCAAAGGUCGAGGAUCUCUUAAGAAGUAAAUUCGAAAUGUAUAUGACAACGGCGUGCAAUACUCUAAAGUUAGUGUUAAGACAUUUUGGAUCGAUUAUUAAGUCAACUAUGCAAUCACCGGCGGGGAGUUUCGGAGUGGAUUUAUCCAGGGAAGAACGGUACAAAAAGUGUAUAAAUUGCUACGACAGUCUUGUCAAUAUUAGACCUGUUUUAUUAAAGAAACAAACGUUGCCCGGGAAACUGGGCAAUCAGUGUAAAGAGAUAGAGACAUUGAUGCAAGACGUUUUAGACUAAACUGAUUUCCCUUUUCUUUUUUUUUUAACGUUUGUUGUAAUAUUACUAGUGUUAGGUAAGUAUUAACUGUAGCAAACACACAUCGAUACGAUUUUUGUACACCUUUUUCUACAAAUAAUUAGAAUAAUAACUAACUUUAUUUUGACUCCAUUGGAUUAUAACAGUUGUUUAUAAUACAAUAAUAAUAAUAAUUAGGUAUUAGAAUUAAUGCGUUUUUCCCCCAAAUGUGUGAUAUUUUUCAGACUUCGUUAUUAGAAGAAUUGUUAUUGCAAAAGUAUUUAUGACUUGUGUGAGUAUUUGAUGCGUGAUUUCGUUUUCUUUCAUUUUUCCGUGGCACCUGUUAUUUUCGUAGAAACAACACAACCCAAUUCUUACGUAUGUGUGUGCACGUCAUGUACAUGAUAAAAUAGUUUCAAACACUUAUCUAAUUAAAUAGCAAUUUAAAAAAAUUAUUAUUAUUUUGUUACAUUACCUAGUACAGAUGCAGGGUGAUUUUAGUUUUGCAUUUUUAAAUUUUCCAAAGAAACUCGAGGGUGAAAUUAGUGAGAUUCGAUAUAGCUCUCCACCCUGUAUAUACAUAUAUAUACUUUAGAUAGGUAUAGUACGCUUGCUUGGUUUGAAUAUAGAUAUAUAUAAAUAAGAAAUUAAAACGAUUGGUAAUGUUGCAAAAUGUAAUCACUCGCUUGAAAAUAGACUGUAUAGUCAAUUCCGUCCAAUGUUAAUAUAAUAA
Agrilus planipennis (emerald ash borer) is the source of this 3396-nucleotide messenger RNA. RefSeq names its product katanin p80 WD40 repeat-containing subunit B1. The transcript is spliced from 8 exons. The coding region runs from base 258 to 2666 and encodes 802 amino acids. Gene Ontology annotation, molecular function: microtubule binding. Gene Ontology annotation, cellular component: katanin complex. Gene Ontology annotation, biological process: microtubule severing; microtubule depolymerization. Lineage: Eukaryota; Metazoa; Arthropoda; Insecta; Coleoptera; Buprestidae. The record is from RefSeq and is a predicted model, not a curated record.